AUGUCGCAAUAUUUUCGUGGAUUUUGGCAAUCAAAACUUUCCCUUCUCAACGAUUUUAAACAAUUUGGAGUGAUGGAAACUUUGAAGAAGGCUUUUAAACUCAGAGAAGCAUGGUGGGAAAAGGGAGAUAAAGUUCUUGUUGGUGUUGAUAAAUACGGAAACAAGUAUUGGGAAACCACAAAACCAACUGAAUUGAACCGUAAUCGUUGGGUAGAGCUUGCUCGUAAAGAUCUUGUCUAUGAUGCUUCGGACAUUCCUGCUGAAUGGCAUAUGUGGAUACAUAGACUGAGAGAUGAACCUCCAACGGAAGAUGAAGCUAAUAGAAAAGGUUUUGGAGUUAGACGUCCUCAUCAACCUAAUUGGUCCGGAAACCCAGAGAAGAGACAUUAUCCACCUGGACACUUCUUCAAUCCAUCCCACAAGGAUGUUUCUACUUUGGCUUUUGGACAUCACGCCCCAGAACAAGAAUUCGUAAAGAGAGUUGAACAACAGCAACAACAAGCGAAAACUACACCCUCAUCGCAACAGCAACAACAAUAA
This is a messenger RNA of Naegleria fowleri, 540 nucleotides long. RefSeq lists its product as uncharacterized. Bases 1 to 540 code for a protein of 179 amino acids. The record is from RefSeq and is a predicted model, not a curated record. The transcript has a single exon. NCBI's taxonomy places the organism in Eukaryota, Heterolobosea, Eutetramitea, Acrasida, Naegleriidae. Gene Ontology annotation, biological process: response to oxidative stress; mitochondrial respiratory chain complex I assembly. Gene Ontology annotation, cellular component: membrane.